UCAUCCUGCUUCGCUUCCCCUGUUCUUCCAUUCCUUCUUCUUCUUCGUUGCGUGUUUGACCCUUCCUCUUUUCGCGGUAAUGGUCAGCGAAACGGGACGAUAAUCUCUGCCCAUUAUUGCUUUGCCCCCCCCCCCCCCGCGGAAACCAAAAGGGGGAAGAAAAUCUCGGAGAAAUUUUCCUAUCUUUGGUCUGAAUAUUCAUCUGGGUUCUUGAUUUUCAUGAUUCGUCGCCCGGCUUCCACGACGGGCCUUCUUCGACGAGGAAGUCGAGGUGGUGCUGCUGCUUCUUCUGCAAAUGGAACGGCUCUUCCCCUCGAAAGGCCAGCGUCGUCGCACGGUUCGUCGUCCAAGGAGUCAUAGGCGGAGCGGGGGCGAGCGUCCGCUUGCGUAGCGAGAACGGGGGACAUGGGCGACGGGAAAGAAGUUCGGAGGACCAGCAGUCCAAUGGAGAACGUCUCCCUGCGCCUCGAGAGGUUCCCGAGAGAUCUGCUUCAGAGAUUUACGUCGUCGUCGUCGAGCACGUCCGGCAGCGGUGCCGCGUCGCAGUCGCAGUCGCAGUCGCAGUCGCGCCCGUCGUCGGAGUACAGGACGCCGAACCAAGAAACGGAGGAGCUCGAGCUGAGCCUGGGGCUCUCGCUGGGGGGCCGAUUCGGGGUCGACAAGAGCUCCAAGAGGCUGACCAGAUCGUCCUCCAUUGCCGGGUCGUUCCCGCUGUUCAGGGAGGACGAUUCGGCGGCGAGGACGACGCCGCCCACGCCGUCUUACACGGCCCUGGUGAGGAGCAGCUCCCUCCCGACGGAGACGGAGGAGGAAUGGAGGAAGAGGAAGGAGCUGCAGACGCUGCGGCGGAUGGAGGCGAAGCGGAGGCGGUCGGAGAAGCAGCGGAGCGUGAAGGAUGAUAAGCUCGAGAUCGAGACCCAGGUGGGUGUUCCGGCUGCUAAACAAGGAUCAAGCGGCUGCAGCGAUGCAAGAAGCUCCCUUGGCAGUCAGACACUGCAACAGCGGGUUAGUCAGGACACCGUUGGUUCAUCCGGGGGAGUCUCGGUAGAACAGAUGACGAGCACCCAGGGACCCGAUUCUUCCGAGAGCAGGGGCAAGGAAACCAGCACCAGCACGAUGGAGGACAUGCCUUGUGUCUUCACGAAGGGUGAGGGUCCGAAUGGGCGGAGAGUCGAUGGGAUCCUCUACAAGUACGGGAAAGGGGAGGAAGUCCGGAUAAUGUGCGUGUGCCACGGGAGCUUCUACUCUCCGGCGGAGUUUGUGAAGCACGCCGGUGGAGGCGAGGUCGCUCAUCCUCUCAGGCAUAUUGUCAUAAACCCGAACCCAGGUCCUUUUCCGCGGUAAACUCUGUCGCUCAUCUGUUGCUUCAUAAGCACACCUUAAAAUUGGUUCGGGAGCAAGGGGAGGAUGCGGAGGAACUCGAAUGAAAAUAGGGCUUAUUCGAAGAUCGAGCAUGUUUCAUAUUGUUUACAAAUUUGAAAUGAUGCAUGAUCAAAUCUGUACAUUCACCAUAGAAGAAAUUGAUCUCGGAAUUCGGAUCUUGCGGCCCGGAAUCAUUUUGGUUAA
This is a messenger RNA of Syzygium oleosum, 1566 nucleotides long. Its product is annotated as ninja-family protein AFP3-like. Lineage: Eukaryota; Viridiplantae; Streptophyta; Magnoliopsida; Myrtales; Myrtaceae. The record is from RefSeq and is a predicted model, not a curated record. The transcript is spliced from 2 exons. The coding region runs from base 406 to 1344 and encodes 312 amino acids. Gene Ontology annotation, cellular component: nucleus. Gene Ontology annotation, biological process: signal transduction; negative regulation of DNA-templated transcription; response to abscisic acid.